UGUCUAAUUUGCAUAACCACGCCUCUCAGCGAAGCCCUGAAAACGGUUCGCUGGGGGGGGGGGAGGCGGAAAGAACCGAGCGCCGCCGGAAACACCCGAGUGCGGCGGGUCGGGAAAAGCAUCUGAUUGGUGGAGGUGAGCGAGGGGCGGGGGCGAAAGGUCCCGAAGCGCCCCCGGACCUACCGGAGCGCGGUGAUUGGCGGGGAGCUCCGGAGCGGGGGCGGGGAAACCCAAACCGCGAUUUGCGAUUGGCCGAGAUCCCCCGAGGGGGGCGUGUCCCAGCGCGCCGCUCGCCGCGCCGCCGGAAGCGGCGGCUCAGACCCCGCCAUGGCGCCGCCGGGAGAGGAGGAUCCCCCUCCGUGCGGCCUCUGCGGCGCCGCCGCUCCGUCCUACACCUGCCCGCGCUGCCACCGCCGCCUGUGCUCCCUGCGCUGCUACCGCGCCCACGGGCCCUGCGCCGAGGCCUUUUACCGCGACCAGGUGCUGCAGGCGCUGCGCGGCCGCCGCGCCGCCGCCUCCCCGCAGCGGGACCUGCCGGCGGCGCUGCGGGACCUGCCCCGGGGGGAGGCCGCGGCGCGGCCCGCGGGGCUGUGGGAGCGGCUCACGGAGGCGGAACGCGCCGGGUUCCGCCGCCUGCUGAGCUCCGGGGAGGCCGCGGCGCUGCUGCCGCGCUGGCGGCCCUGGUGGUGGCGGGGCCGGGCGCCGGUGGAGGAGCUCGGGAAGGAGGAUGAGGAGGAGGAUGAUGAUGGCGACGGGCCGGGCCCGCCCCGCCCCGGCCGCGCCCCUCCCGUUCCCACCGCGGUGCCUCCGCUCUCCUCGCUCCGCUCCGCUCCCUGCUCUCCCCUUCUCCGCUUCCAGCUGCCCAACGCCCUGUUCGGCUACGCCUUCGCCCUCAGCCUGCACGGCGGCGACGAGUCGCUGCUCCCCGACCUCCCCGCCGCCGCCCUCGCCGCCUCGGCCGCCCUGAGGGGGGAAGAGCGCGGCCGCCGCUUCCACAGCACGGCCGAGGCUCUGCUGAGCGCCCGAAACGACGCUCGGGCCGCGGGGCUCCCGCUCGGUCCCCUGGGGGACAGCGGGACCCUCCUGGCCGUGGCGGAGCUCCUGGAAGGGCGAGACCCCCGGGACCCCGGCGGGGACGCGGCCGCGGCCUUGGGGCACCUCGGGGCGCUGCUGGAGAAAGGGGCGCGGGCGCUGCCGCCCCCCGAGCGCGGCCCGUUCCGGGCGGCCCGGAGGAAAGCGGAGUUCCUGCUGAGCUGGAGCCGAGAGCAGGACCCGGCCGAGCUCCUCCUGCUCGCCCGGGAGGCCCGGGGGGUUCACGCCGAGGUGGCGGCGGAGGAGGCGGCGGUGAAGGAGCUGCGGGAGGGGCUGGAAAAGGUCUGGGGGGGGCCCAGGAGGCCGCACGGGGAGGGGGGUUUGGGGGGGGCCCGGACCCUCCCCCGGGGUGGGAGGCAGGGGCCGGAGGCUGAUCGAGGAGCUGGAUUGAGGUGGGAGAGCCUUAAUUAAUUAAUUAAUUAAUGAAUUGAGGGUCUGGAGGUGAUGGAAAGCUGGUGGGUUUGGCCCCCAAAAAGCUGCUCGUGGAGGGAUGGGACUCAUUAAGGGAUGGGGUUAACGAGAUCCCGAGGAAACGCCGCUGGCUCAUUAAUGAGCUGGACUAAUGAACUUCCAGAGAUCCAGGACCAGGAGUUGGACUCAUUAAG
Messenger RNA from Neopelma chrysocephalum (saffron-crested tyrant-manakin), 1697 nucleotides. It is a transcript of the gene ZNHIT2, whose product is annotated as zinc finger HIT-type containing 2. NCBI's taxonomy places the organism in Eukaryota, Metazoa, Chordata, Aves, Passeriformes, Pipridae. Bases 328 to 1503 code for a protein of 391 amino acids. The record is from RefSeq and is a predicted model, not a curated record. The transcript has a single exon.